Solenopsis invicta (red fire ant) is the source of this 2030-nucleotide messenger RNA. RefSeq lists its product as uncharacterized. The coding region runs from base 1311 to 2030 and encodes 239 amino acids. The transcript is spliced from 2 exons. NCBI's taxonomy places the organism in Eukaryota, Metazoa, Arthropoda, Insecta, Hymenoptera, Formicidae. The record is from RefSeq and is a predicted model, not a curated record.
UUAUUAUUACUUAUUAUUUACAUAUUUAAAGUCUAUUUAAAAAUAUUAUUAUGGUAGAACUGUUACUUAAGUUUUUUUUCCUCUGUUUCUACAGGUAUCGAAUGUACUGGAUAAGACCCGUUUGAUGUUGCAGUCAAUGGAGGCAAUCAAAUUUUUGGAAAUAAUGAAUACUUCUGAGAGCGAACCCGUUACUAAUAUAUUGACAUUAUUAUUUAUUAUUGUUAUUUAGUACUUACAUAUUUAAAGUGUAUUUAGCAAUAUUAUGUUAGAACUGUCACUUAAGUUUCUUUCCUCUGUUUCUAUAGGUACCGAGUGUGCUGGAUAAGGCCCGCCGUUUGACAGUGCAGGACAUUUUACAUAAUACUAUUCGCAUGCCGUAGGCUUGGCAGAUGGCAAAUCAAAUUUUCGAUGGAAUCUACUCAUUGGAUUUUACAUCAGCAGUUAUUAUAAAAACUUUCGAAAUAUUGUCUCCCUCCAGAUUGAAAAAGAAAUAAUUUUAUCCGAGGAUAACGAGGGCAUAAAUGUAAAGAUAAAUGUUAUGGGCCAUCUGUCGCUGCAAUUGGAUUAUUCAAGAAAUCAAUUACUGAGAUUGAGCAUCUCAAAAUCUUGCUAAGUCAAAUGGAUUCUAUGAAAAUUUGUAUCGGCUUUUUAAGGCAUGAACUGCAACAAAUAGACCACCGUUACGCUUACAAAGAUAAAUCGGGUAAGUGGCAGCAUAAUAAGUGUCUGUUGUUAUUGAGCAAUAGCAAAAAAGCAUGCAAACAUUGCAUUCCUUUGAAAAGAACAUUGGCCAAACGUAUAUUACGAACAAAACAAUGUGAGAAGAAGAGCCAAAGUAUACGCCUAACGCAUUCAAUGACAGAACAGAAGCUGUUACAGCGUAUACAAAAACUAAAUGCAGCAACCAAAAAAAUGAAUUCCCGAGCUAUACACUCUCUUAAAAAAUUGAAAGCCCUUGCAAAAAAGAAGCUAAAUUUAAAAAAAUUUAUAAAACAAAAACGGAAGAACUGUUGAUGGAUCAAAAUAUUCCGGAAAAUCAGUGUAUUGCAAUAAAGGAAAUUUUGCAAACAAGUCGAUGCAAAAGCUUGAAAGGAAGACGAUACUCCUAAGAAUGGAUCCUGCUAUGCAUGUCAAUACAUAUGCGUUCUCCUCGAAGCUACAGAUUCCUUCGCAACCAAAGCAUAUUGCCUUUACCUGCUAUACAAAUAAUUCGAAGGCAAAGAUUUCUCAGAAACUUCUUACAUUAAUGUGCAAUAUUAAAUCCGAUAAAUACAGAUUUAAUUUUUUACAGGUAUCUCUUUAUUAUCGAUAUGAAGUGUAGAUUUAAUAAGAAUUUUUUCAAAUUGUUCACCAAAUUUAUGGCCGACAAAUUAGAUUUACAGAGGCACGAAGCGUUUCUCAUCAAUGAAAUGUCCACUUGCAAAAGUAUCAGCGUAAAGAGUACUAAUCUAACGUACAAAGGUCUUGUGGAUUUUGGUGAAGAUAAUCACCCCACAAAUCUGAAUGAAAAAGCAGACCACGGAUUAGUUAUAAUGUUUAAACUAUUCGCUGAUGUGUAUAUUCAACCAAUUGCUGUCUUUGCUUCACGCGGACCAGUCACUGGCUACGUAUUAACACAACUUGUAGUAAAAGCAAUUUCACUGGUAAAAAAUGCUGGAGCUAAAGUUCACGCCGUUAUUACCGAUGGUGCUUCAACAAAUCGAAAUUUUUGGGAAAAUAUAGGAGUGAGCGGAAAAAGGAAGGGACUAAAAAAUUAUUUUUUACACCCUAUGGUGAAGGACAGAAAAGUUUUCGUCUUCUCUGACACUCCACAUUUUAUUAAGACCAUUCGCAACCGGCUUGCCAAUAAUUCGCAGCUAAAGAUGGAUCCCAACGGAUUAUUCAUAAAAUGGGAACAUUUUCACAUUCUUCAAAAAGAAGAUAGUAAAUUGGUUUUAACUCUUAGAGUAUGCAAUAAACUCACCAAUAAUCACAUUACUUUAAAAUGCUCAGAUAAAAUGAGAGUUUUUUUAGCCGUACAGGUAUAUUAA